AAUACUAGAAUGGUUGUUGAACGAAGUCGAUGGACUCUUCAGCCUUGUGAAACGAUAUGGGAGUGCUAAAUUUCAAUUUAUUUAAACCUAGUUUUUAUUACUAGCUGUACAACGUCUUUCUUUCCGAUUCGUAAAAAGAAUGACUGAAUAGUGCUAUCUUAAAAUAUAUAUAUUUUAAUUUUGUUAUUGGUAUUGACAAACCAGAAAGCAUGGCAACUCGCAUGUGUAUAUCAGGGAAUCUCACCGGACUAGUGUGUAUAGCUAUAUAUUUAUUAGUUUCUAUGUACUGUGUAAAAGGUAGUGGCGUACUUAGUACUGUAUCUUCGCAUCCUAAGUCUUCAAAAGAAAUUACGUGUACGGAUGUCAGAUAUGCGUAUACUUCAAAAGGUUUUAGUAACUCAGAUGUCCCAUUUCAUGCAAUAUCAGGCGAGCAGCUGAGGAUAUGUGAUAGGGGGUUGACGUGCUGCACGACGGACAUGGAGCACAAGUUGAGUACGCACAGCAGAGCCGAAUUCGAUCGCCUCUUGAGAGACACAAUAGGACAAGUGAGAGCGACCUUCGCUGCCCAAGCUCAGAGAUUCGACGAAUACUUCAAAGAGCUGCUGCGGACGUCGAAAAAAGACUUCCACGAGAUGUUCUUAAGGACGUACGGCAUGUUGUACGACAGGAAUUCUUUCAUCUUCAAGGACAUGUUCGACGAUCUCGAGAAAUACUAUCUCACAGGGGGUGUGGAUCUGACCGCUGCCUUAGACAACUUCUUCGAUCGUCUCUAUCGUAAAAUGUUUCAGGUUCUGAACAGCCAGUACACUUUCAACGAGAUGUAUAUGAACUGCAUCAGCCAGAAGAUGGAAGAGCUUAAGCCCUUCGGCGACGUCCCGAAGAAACUCACGGUGGAAGUGAAGAGGUCCUUCGUGGCCACGCGGACGUUCGUCCAAGCCCUGGCGAUAGGACGGGAUGUGGUCAAGUUUGUUCAAGAGGUGGGCCCUACUCCCGAAUGCAGCCGUGCCCUGAUGAAGAUGACUUAUUGCCCGCACUGUAACGGCCUCCCAGAUCUCCGGCCCUGCUCCAAUUACUGCUUGAACGUCAUGCGGGGUUGCCUUGCAUAUCAUGCAGAACUGCACCAAGAAUGGAAUAAUUAUAUCAAUGCGAUGAUGAUGCUCGCUUCGAGGCUGGAGAGCUCCUUCAACAUCGAGUCUGUGGUGGAUCCCAUCGACAUCAAGAUUUCGGACGCCAUCAUGAAUUUCCAGGAGAACGGACAGGUGGUUUCGCAAGAGUUGUUCAAGCAUUGCGGUAAGCCGCGACUGGGCAAGCGAGACGCUCGGCACGAACUGAAUUUCGAGACCCUGAAAUUCGGACACCGCGAGAACGCAGUACGUCCGACGACUGCGGCCGGCACCAGCAUCGAUCGACUCGUUCAAGGCAUCAGGAAGAAGAUAAAAAAGACCAAGAACUUCUGGAUUCAGCUGUCGAAGCUCAUGUGCUCCAACCCUCAAGUGGCCGGUCAAAGCAAGAGCUUACCUGUGGAUGACUGCUGGAAUGGCCUGGACAAAGCAAAAUACAUUGCAGACUUGAUGGGCGAGGGCCUGCAGAACCAGACGCGGAAUCCCGAGGUGCACUUCGACGUCUCCCGCCAGAACUCUGUCAUCAACCAGCAAAUCCUCACUUUGAAGCUCAUCACCACGAAGCUGACUCACGCCUAUAACGGUCUGGAUGUCGAAUGGCAAGACAGUGAUUGGAGUGAUUCGAGUGGUAGUGGAAGUGGGAGCGGAUUUGGCGAAGACGAACCGACAGAAGACAGUUUUGGCGACAUAUAUUUCUCUACUCCUUCAAAUCCGACACGUUUCAUUCCAGAUAACCGAACUCCACCAAAAGUGUCAUCGGCCACCACUAGAUGGCAGCAUAGUACUCUGUUGAUUUGUGCCACUUUUCUUAUAUGGAGCUUUAUUCAGAAGCAAAUAGCGCUAUUCAUCUGCUAACAAUUUUUUAACGGCGAUAUUCUCAGAAUCUCAUACAAGUGCUUCCUAAAACACAUAAAGAGCUGGAAAGUCACUGCCUUCGUAUGGACAGAGACCUGUAAAUUUUUUCUUCUCGUAUUCUUUUGUACAACAAAAGUGUAGUGAGAGAAGAUAGUGGUCAGUAACAUUAGAACUUUUUCGUUGAAAAGAAUGCCCAACAAAAUGUAAAACUUCUUUUUAUGUUUUCAUAGUACAACGUGUGAUCUUAUCUUCCUAGCGCUGCUCAAUUGUGAUAAUUUGUUGAGCAACUUUUGAUCUUGGAGUUUUAUUUUAUACAUUUUUUUCUUUAAGUAUUAUUCUUUGAAACAAAAGAAAAAGAAAGAAAUUACCAGAAAUCUUGUUUGAAUGGAACCGAUAUUAUUUUUAUACUAGAAUCUCAUGACGUACAAUGACGUUUGCUUCUUGGAAAUGUGAAUUUAGUGAAUUGGAAAUAUUUCUGACAGUGAAAAUUGUAUUUGCUUAUUCUGCAAGAAGAAUAAUAAGUCAUUUUCUUUUCAUGCAGGUGCUUAUGUCU
Argiope bruennichi is the source of this 2529-nucleotide messenger RNA. Its product is annotated as glypican-6-like. The coding region runs from base 210 to 1976 and encodes 588 amino acids. The record is from RefSeq and is a predicted model, not a curated record. Gene Ontology annotation, biological process: regulation of protein localization to membrane; regulation of signal transduction; cell migration. Gene Ontology annotation, cellular component: plasma membrane; extracellular region; cell surface. The transcript has 9 exons. Lineage: Eukaryota; Metazoa; Arthropoda; Arachnida; Araneae; Araneidae.